Molecule: messenger RNA, 5385 nt
Organism: Closterium sp. Yama58-4
Lineage: Eukaryota; Viridiplantae; Streptophyta; Zygnematophyceae; Desmidiales; Closteriaceae
Source: the annotation of a GenBank genome assembly
AUGUGGCUGGAGGACUGGAGGGGCGUUCGAGGUGCCAAGGCUCUUCGUGCACUUGGACCCGCCUUUCGAGCCUCUGCUCUGCCCUCUAUCCUGUUUGCGGUACGCCUGUGCCUGUCUGCCCUCUAUACCUUCACGUUUUGUGGUUUCUUUGCUGUCCGCACUGUAUGUGUGGUCUAUGACACGCCAACCCUCUCUUUCGGUCCAUCUCCUGCCUUGCGCUGCAUGUCCCCCCUGUACAUCUUAUGUAUCCCUAUUUUUCCCUGUGUAUCCCCAUCCGUCCCAUGUGCAUCCCUCUGCAUCCCUGUUCUCUUCUCCUCCCCAUCACAGUUUGAGGGAGUGGAGGCUGGUGCCAGAGGAACGGUACUCCGCCAGCUUGAGGGAGUGCCGGAGGAACGAUACUCUGCCAGAAACAACAAUCCCGCCAUUCCUCAUUGUCGUUCCCACCAUUCCCGUCCCAUGCUUCCCAUUCGCUACGGUGGGGAAGAGGCAGAGCUACAGCGGCUGCAGGAGGCAACAGCAGUCAUGCCAUGCCAUGCAUUCUCUCAUUCUUUUACAUGCUUCCCAUGUCCCAUUCGUCCCAUUGAGCGUUGCGUGGGAGCUGGUGUCGCUAGUGGCUGUGGUUCAAGGGAUCAUGCUGCUGCCAACGCACGUGGUGAUACUGAGGGGGGUCGAGUUACUACGACUGAUAAAGUUGGUGCUGCACUUGCCAACGGAGGCUCGGUAGAGAAGAGUGCAGUUGAGGCUGUGGUGGGGAGGACAGCUGAUCACACCAACCACGCCACACGCGCCACUCCUGUCACCCAUGCCAUGCCUGUUGUUUGUGCUGCUAAUGCAGUUGCUGCUUCUGGUUCUGUUGCUGCUGUUGUGGGAGAAGGAAGGGGCAAUGCGGCAGGUGGGGCGGUGGAUUGUGAGGGAGGGACGGAAGCGGAGAGGACGGGCGGUGCACAUUCAUGGGAGAGAGGUGGUGUGAGGGAGGGGGGUGGAGGAGAGGUGGAGGGGGGUGUGUUGAGAAGUGUGAGAAUACAGAAGUCUGGGGCAGUUGAUGCAGGCUGUGAGGUGCACAGGAGACGAGCGGGAGGUUGGGAGGGCUCUGGGAAGGCAGUUGAGCACGUGGUGAGAGAACAUGGUGGUGCUAUGAGGCGAGAGGAGGGAGUGGGAGAGGCGGAGGGGGGACGAGAGGGAGGGGAGGGAGUGGGAGAGGCGGGCUGGGGACCAGAGGGAGGUGGGGUGGGGUCUGGGAAGGUAGAUGAACAGGUGGGGAGAGACUGUGGAGGUGGUAUGAGGCGAGAGGAGGGAGUGGGAGAGGCGGGUAGAGGAGAGGAAUGGAGGGUGGUGGAGCGUGUGGAGGGGGAGGAGGAGCGUAAUGAGGUUAUGAAGGAAGAGGGGGAGGAAGAAGAGGAAGGGGAAGAGAGAGGAGAUGAGGAAGGAGAGGAGCAGGGGGAAGCGCAAGGGGAGGAGCAAGGGGAGGAGCAAGGGGAGGAGCAAGGGGAGGAGCAAGGGGAGGAGCAAGGGGAGGAGCAAGGGGAGGAGGUGCUUUGUGGGCAAGAGGACAUGGAGGAUGCGGAAACUGAGGAGGAGAGAGAGGAGGGAGAGGAGGUGGAGAGAGAGGAGGGAGAGGAGGAGGAGGGGGAGGAGCGAGGGGAAGAGUGGUGUGAGAAAGGGAAGGAAGGAGAGGAGAUGGGACAGGGGGACAUGUGGGAGCAACUAGAUGACGUGGAAACUGGGGAGGGCUGGGAAGGCCGAGUGAGGCAUGGUGGGGAGGGCGAGGGGUGUGAGGCCGGGGAGCAGUCGCCUGGUGCAGAGGGCGUAGUUGUGAACCUCCGGGGCGUCUUUGAUGCUGUGAGCGAGGCGACAGACAGUGGUGUGACAGGUGGUGUGGCAGGUGGUGUGGCAGGUGGUGUGGCAGGUGGUGUGGCAGGUGGUGUGGCAGGUGGUGUGGCAGGUGGUGUGACAGGUGGUGUGGCAGGUGGUGUGGCAGGUGGUGUGGCAGGUGGUGAUGAAGUCAAACGCAUGCCCGGAGUGGGCCAAACAGCGCCGCCGGCAGCAGCUGCAGCAGCAAGUGGUGCUGCCAUGGCAGAGUUUGCUGCGGUCAGUGCUGCCGCCAGUGCUGCGCUGAUUACAGGUGGUCAUCACCUGGGCAUGAACUUGGCUACAGCCGAGCGUGCUACAGCCGAGCGUGCCAAAACAGCCGAGCGUGCUACAGCCGAGCUUGCUACAGCCGAGCGUGUCACAGCUGGAGUGAUGAGUCCACUGCAGGCAAGUGGGCAAGGAACUGCUGCUGCUGACGUGGCGGAUGCAGCUGGUGACGUGGCUAGCAUGGCAGGUGGCCUGGCUGACGUGGCAACUGGCACUGGGAAUGGGCAAGUUUCAGUGCCCGAGAGAAUAUUGCAAACCAAUGCUUACCAGCAGCAGCGGCAGCAGCAGCAGCACGAAGAACAAGAGGAUCGACCUGGUCAAACAGCAGCAGUACCUUUGCCAACCGAGCUGCCCUCACAGUCUCUGCGCUUGACUGGCAUGCAUGCGGGGAUAGGCAUGGCAAUGGAUAUGGGCGGACUGAGCUGCAGCUCCGGCCGUGCUGCUUCUGCUGGUAGGUGCGUGGGGGGUGGCAAUCCGGGGGGGGCUCUGGUGAGUGGUGGUGAGCUGGGAGGCAGCAGCGCUCUUGCUGGUGGGAGGCUGGGAGUAGCAGAACAGAGAGGCGGCAGUGGGGAAACGAGGGUUGGUGCGGUGCAGAGGGGUACAGGUGGCAGUGACGAUGGCAGUGAUGCGAUGGUGGUGGGAGGAGGGAAGGACGGUGAUGUAAUGGGAGAGGAGGAGGGUGAUGCAACGGGAGAGGGGAGUGAGGAUGGUGCAGUGGAAGGGGGGAAUGACGAGGGUGUUGCGUUGAGAGGAGGGGGCGGGGGUGGUGCAUCGGAAGGAGGGACUGAGGGGGAAUCAGGCGGUGUGAGGGCAGGCUGUGGUAUUGAAGGGAGAGGUAGAAAUGGAGGGUGGUGGAGUCGUGUGGGGGGGAACAGUGAUGGGGGAAAUGCGAGGGAAGAUGGAGAGAGUGAGGCUGAUGCUGUUUGUGAUAAACUUGUUGACAAGCCUGUUCAUUGUGGUAAUGAUGGUAAUGAAGCAGAUAGUAGCAGCGAGGAUGGGGCUUGUGCUGGCAAAGGCAAGGAAAACGAGGAUGCUUGUAAGGGAGAUGGGGAUGGGGACGGGCCGACGGUCUCCUCUCUUCCUGAUUGGCUGCAGGGCGAUGUGGUCAUUGGCCACGUGGCUCCCUCCCCAUUGGUCAAAACCUUCCACCGGAGAAGGCCGGCAGGAGGGAAGGAGAAUGUUGGGAAGGCGGAUCUUGAUCUUGAGAAGGAAGUGAGUGGGAAGGGGUUGGUAAAGGGUGAGGGCAGUGACAAGGGGAAGAAAGGGGGACGAGGAAGGGGGAGAGAGGGAUGCAGGGGACGCGGCAGAGGUGUGGAGAGGAAGAAGGAUGGGCCGCUGCCGUUGAUGGUAGAGGGCGGAGAGGAAGGGGAGCUGGGGGAGAGUGCGAAGGCAGAGCAAGAGGUGAGGGAUAGCGGAAGGAAGAAGCGGAAGGGGAGUGAGCGACGAGAGGGGAAUAGGUGGAGGGAUGAGGAGGAGGUGGACGGGAGGGAGGUGGAGGAAGGGGAGGUUUGGAUGGGUGAGAUGAAUGAAGGGGUGAGAUGCGGUGGAGAGGGACGGGGGGAGUUGGGGGGCGGUGCGGCAGCUGGGGAAGAGAAUGUGCGUAGGAUUGGCGAGGAGAGGGAGAGGGCAAGGGAGUUGAGAACUAAACGCCGAGAAGAUCCGUUGAGAUAUGGGAAGCAGCGGGAAGAGAAUAGAGCGGAACGAAGGAUGGUGUGUGCAGUGGACGAGCUGGGGGGUGAAGAUGUGAGAGGGCUGCAGCAGCAGGAGCAACAGGGCGACUUAGAUGCUGAAAGGAGCGAGGGCGGAUGGGAGGAAGAAGGUGAGAGAGAGCAGCAGCAGCAGCAGCAGCAGCAGAGGGUUUUGAAGCGCCUCAAGAGGGUAAAGCAGCAGCAAGAGGCAAAUGGAGAUGCAGAGGGUAGGGAGGGCGAGGGAGAAGAGGUGAAGGGGAAAGGUAGGGGCGGUAGAGGCAAGGCAGAUGUUGCUGCUGCUGCUGCUGCUGCUGCUGCUGCAAAGCGGAGGAAAAAUGAGUCUGGGACGGCUGGAGACACGCGGGGUGGGAAGAAGAAGUGUGUUGAGAGUGGCAGAAGCGAGGGACAACGCAGACGCGCAGAAGACAGGGAAAAGGGAGGGAAUAAUAAUGAGGAGGGCAUGGAGGCAUGGAUGGAGGCUGAUGCGAUAGGUGGUUAUAAUGAGGUAGAGGUGGGGGGGGAGAGUGAUGAAGAGUUAGGAGUUGCGGGAGAGAGUGAUAAUGCCGUUGUGGUAGUGCAUGGGGAGGAGAGUGAUCAUGAGGUCGGGAUAUUGCAGGGAGGCGGGGAGGACGCUGAGGGUAGGGAGGACAUUGUGAGAGAGGAGGACGUUCACGGUGAGGAGGAAGGGUUGGGUGAAAAUUCACGCAAAAGAGAACUUGCUGCUGCAGCUGUGGACGGGGCUGGUGUGGGUGCAAGGGCCGAAGCUGCUGGGACUGGUAGGAAGAGGGGCCGGAAGCGGGCAGAGGAGGGCAGUGGUAGGGGUGUGAAGAGCAGAGGAAGGAAGAGAGUGAGUGGGAGCUCGGGAGGAGAGGAAGAGGAGAGCGCAGAGAAGAAAGACUACCUCACAGCCAGUGCAGCAGCAGGUCGUUUCCUCCUGGAGGGCCCUUACAAGUGGCGGGGCGAGGGCGGCAACAGGGACGGCACUAACUCACCCUCGCCCUCUCAUCGCCUUUCUGUCUAUAUGCCCUCCAUCCACCCCAGGUGGGUGCUCACACCAGACUACCUCACAGCGAGCGCCACAGUGGGCCAUUUCCUUCCCGAGGGCUCCUAUGAGUGGCGGGGUGAGGGCAGCAACCGGGACGGCACGGUGGAGCUGGCAGCGCCUGGAAAAUGGCGACAACAGUGUGGCAGGAAUGGGGGCCGAGGAGCUUUUCACGGGGCGCGGGUGUUGCUUGUGCCUCCAUCUGACAGCCCAAAUUCCAUGGUACGUACGUGUAGUGAACGGGAGGUGCUAAGUCCGUUGAGUUGUGCCUGCCUGCACUGCGAGAGGGACGGGGUGAGAGGGACGACCGGGAGGGCUUUUGAGACGUCUCAAAAGUCGUCUAUCAGUGGCGGGGCGAGGGCAGCAUCAGGGACGGCAUGGUGGAGCUCGCAGCGCAGCGCGUGGCAAAUGGCGACAGCAGUGCAGCAGGAACAGGGGGAGAGGGGCGUUUCAUGCUGCGCGGGUGGUGCUGGUGCCUCCAUCUUACAGCCCCUCCUCUAUGGUAUGGUACGCACGUGA